Messenger RNA from Ylistrum balloti, 4577 nucleotides. RefSeq names its product sodium-coupled monocarboxylate transporter 2-like. Lineage: Eukaryota; Metazoa; Mollusca; Bivalvia; Pectinida; Pectinidae. The record is from RefSeq and is a predicted model, not a curated record. Gene Ontology annotation, molecular function: symporter activity. Gene Ontology annotation, biological process: sodium ion transport; transmembrane transport. The coding region runs from base 1 to 2007 and encodes 668 amino acids. Gene Ontology annotation, cellular component: membrane. The transcript is spliced from 16 exons.
AUGUCGUUGCACACAGCCAUUGGUAUACAAAACAUCUUCUUCACUACCAAUUAUGAAUGUACCUGUGUAGCUGACGGUACAGUUUUAACCAUGACGCGCCAAUAUAGUUUUCAGACCGGUGUGCGGAAUACUUUCCAUAUUGUGGAUUACGUACUAUUUGGUGCCUUACUAUGUAUAUGUGCUGGAAUCGGGCUAUUUUACGCCAUCAAAGACCGAAAGAGAAGAAACACAAAAGAGUACCUUUUGGCGGGAGGGAACAUGAACGCCAUCCCCGUGGCCUUGUCCCUCCUGGCCAGUUUCAUGUCCGCCAUUACGUUACUAGGGACGCCAGCCGAGAUGUACAACUACACGACUAUAUACUGGUGGAUUGGACUUGGCUACUUCUUCACCAUCGCUCUUGCCGCUCACAUAUAUAUCCCUGUUUUCUUUCGCCUGAGGAUUACCAGUGCAUACCAGUACCUGGGUAUACGGUUUGGCCUGGUGACACGGACCAUUGCCUCAAUUAUCUACAUUAUACAAAUGGUUCUGUACAUGUCCAUUGUACUCUACGCACCGUCUUUGGCUAUCAACGCGGUGACGGACUUCAGCUUGUGGGGCGCCAUCUGGGCCGUGGGACUUGUUUGUAUUUUCUACACUACAAUGGGUGGGAUGAAGGCUGUGCUUUGGACUGACACUUUCCAAGUAUCCAUGAUGAUCGCUGGCCUGCUCGCUGUCCUUAUCCAGGGCUCGAUAGAAGUAGGGGGGUUCGCCAAGGCUUGGGAAAUAUCUCGUGCUAGUGGGAGAAUUUGGUUUACUGACUUUGAUCCGGAUCCGAUCGUCCGCCACAGUUUCUGGACAUGUGUGUUUGGAGGCGCCUUCACGUGGUUGUCCGUAUAUGGCGGUAACCAGGCUCAGAUUCAGCGCGCGAUCACGUGCCCUACUUUGAGGAAGGCACAAUAUGCCUACUGGUUUAACUUCCCGGGUCUCUGUAUAAUACUCAUCCUCUGCUGUCUCAUUGGAACCGUUAUAUAUGCUUUUUAUGAAACAUGUGAUCCAAAAUCAUUCGGACUAAUCAGCGCUUCAGAUCAGUUACUUCCCCUCUUUGUGAUGGAUGUUCUUGGUCAUAUACCGGGUAUUCCUGGUCUGUUCGUGUCCUGUCUCUUCAGUGGAGCACUCAGCACGCUGUCUUCCGGUUUAAACUCCAUAGCCGCAGUCAUACUGGAGGAUUGUGUAAAAUUGUUCUGUUUUAAAGAGUUGUCCGAACUUAAAGCUACGUUUGCUUCAAAAAUCAUCGCUAUCCUAUUUGGAUUUAUCUGCAUCGGAUUAACCUAUGUAGCUUCACUACUUGGAGGUGUCCUACAGGCAGCGUUGGCGCUGUUUGGUGUGAUUGGAGGACCGUUACUAGGCGUGUUUACACUCGGAAUGUUGUUUCCUUGGGCGAAUCAGAAGGGAGCCAUUACAGGUAUGGUUACCAGCUUGGCGUUUAUGUUAUGGAUCAGUAUUGGUUACCAGAUCCAAAAACCCAAAGUAUCCACUUUCUCGGUGACCAAUGUGACCGGAUGUAACUGGAACCUGACUACCACCGCAGCCAGCGUCACUUCCGCUAUCGUCACAACAACGGAAGUAGCUGUAACGACACCAGCGGACACCAGCACGGAUUUGCUGAUCAGGCUAUAUUCGCUGUCUUACCUGUGGUACAGUGCCACCGCCAUGAUCUUUGUCAUCGGUCUGGGUCUCAUCGUCAGCUUCAUAACAGGUCGGACUGAUCCCAAGUCCCUCGACCCGAGACUAAUCUGUCCUAUAUUUGAUGUGUUGAUGCCGUUCCUUCCCGAGAGAUGGAGGAGACGUCUGUGGUUUGGUGUCCGUCACGAUCAGGUUGUUGAUGAUGAGCCUGCCAAUGAUUUGGAAUUUUCUGUGAACAAGGAAAAUGUUAGACAGAUGUACCAGGCAGAAAAUGGCGUCAACAACCAAGCAUAUGUCCCUUCCGGUGACGACAAAAAUUCUCACCCUCCAUUUACACAUCUCUAAUCAUUCAAUCAAGGAUUUAGAAUUCUUUGGAGUAUAUCAUAAAACGACAGAAAUCCAAGUAUUUUAAUCGUCAUAAUAUAAUUAAAGCGAUACUGUAUAAAAUAGUCUAUGUCAUUUUAACUUUUUCUGAAUUCUGAUAAUACUCAGAGAUCACUGUUUUGUUGUUUACAUUGGUUACCGGGUUUACGAAAUGUGUAAACUCAGUUUAUUCGUGGUGUAAGCCAUUAGAACAUUAUGUAAGUACAUGUAAUAUGUUAAUAUGAAUAUAAAGAAUAUAAAAGAAGAUGUACAUUUCACAUCUAUGUAGCUAUUAUUUCUGUAGGGUUUUUUUUACAAACUUUGUAAAGAUAAUCUUACGGAUUGAUAAGUUUAUUGAUCAGGUCGGGUCAGGACGAUAUAUCAAAUUUCUAAAUCUAAGUUCUACAUAAAUAAAGCACGUGGUUUGUAGCUGUUUCUAAUGAAAUAGUAUUUAUAUAACAAAAUGACCCAACAGGUUAAACUUUUAAAUUUAUUAUCCUAGGAACAUCAGGAUCUGGCUAUGUGACAAAUAUCAACUAGAUUAGUGGUUCAAUAGUUUGUGUUUACUAAUGUACCAACAUAUGGUUGGACCCGUUGGAAUGAUUGGAGGACCGCAUAAGUCAAGUUUUGCCAAUUAAGAUAUGUAAGGAAGAACAAUGGUUUUAAUAGGUCAUGAAAGAUCAUACGAAAGAUUUUACAAAAGACAUAUAAGUGCUUUUUCUAUACACUUGUGCGUCUUUAUUUUUUUUUUAUACAAAUUUAGAGUUAGAUACGGUAGAGCCAAACAAUCAACUGCAUCAUAUAGCUGUUUCAUCCUUCGCAAACAAGUCACUAUAGCUCUAGGUACUGAAGGUGGCUAAGUCCAGCGGUCUAGCGAAACGAUCCAGUUUCUGGAAACUAGUGAUUAUCACUUAACUAUCUAGGAUAUCCCUUGAGUGUUCUGAAUGGACGGAUACUUUUGGUGUAUGACUCGUCAAAUACACGUAUCUCGCCAUGCAACUGUCGCCAGACUUCAUCAAACAUCCUCAAGUUGUCAGAUUUCAGUUAGUCGGUCACUCAUCUGGCAGCGAUAUCAGACAACGAAUCCCUAAAAAUUAGUUUUAAAACACUUUCACGUGACGUAUGCGAUUCAACCUAAAGAGUGAGUUAGAUCAUUUUCUACUGACUUACUUGUGUGCUGUCCUUAUCGUUAUCAAGCCACCAUUUUCGCGUUUGAAAUGGAAAUUGAUUUACUGAUUUUUACGAGCGGAUCAACGCCGAGUUUUCACCACUUUUGACAUAUUUAUAAAGGUGUGUGGACAAUUUCCGUUUUCUCGAGUCAAAUGUCGGUCACAUUAAGAUCACUUUAUCACAACAUCGAAGUUAAAUCGCGUACAUGCCAUAAAAAGUUGUUUUUGAAGCGAAGACGUCUGAUUUCACUGUCAGAUGACUGAAAAAGAGAUGACGAUGCUUUAUGAAGUAAGUCGACAUUCGAAGGUGUAUGAUAUAUUACAAAUCCUGAAAUGAUGUUUGUAAAAAUGAAUUGGAUUAGUCAAUCACACUUGAGAAGGCUGCAAAAUCGAUCAAAAGUAAAAAAAAAAAAAAAAAAAACUAAAAAAAAACCCUGUCCUAUACACAAAAGUAAGGUGUGAUAUAUAUAUAUAUCGCCCAAAGGUAGAUAAUGUUAAAAAAAACAAUUUCGCUUUUAAAUGUUUGUUAUGAAAUAUUAUCAAAUGAAUUUGCAGAAAGUAUUAAGUUUAUUCCUGAAGGCAUGUUUAGUGGAGAAAAAAUUGACAACUCCACGGCAUUUUAGUUAAGGCUGAACAUAAAAAUACUAUUUGAGAAAGCUUUCGAUUCUAUGUAUAUCAUAGAGUUUUCUUGAGAAGGUUUUUUGACAAUUUUAAUGUUGGCUAUUUUGUGAAAAGAGAUAAUUUCACUUUAACUAAGACUGCUUAAUUGAGUGUUACUCAGCAUUGCUUUUCUCAGACCAUUUUGUCUAGUGGUAGAGGUUGUUGUCAAGGCGAUUCAAUAUUUUUUUCAUAAUUUGCGUUUAAAUUUUGUGUGAAUGCUGAGAAAUGAAAAUGAAAUCAAGGUAUUUAAACUUGGAAUUUUUUCUUUGAAUGUAUUUAAAUAUAUUACUUUUGUAUCACUUAUAUUAAUCAGAGACCAUUUUGUUUAAGGAGAUCACCAAGUCUAGACAGGCAACAAUAAAUUUGUGCCACUUUGUCGUUUACUUGUGUGUGUGUGUGUGUGUGUGUGUGUGAUAUUGUUUAGGAGUGCAAUAGAAUCUAGUAAGCUUCAUUAUUUUGUAACAAACACAUUACUAUUGUUAUGUCUAGAUUUAGUUUUGAUGCUUAAGGACACCUUCUUUUAGAUUCUUUGUAAAAUUGAAAUUUUCUUGGUUGAAAAGAUGAAGAAUAAGAAAAGUUGAAUGAGAAAAAAAUAUAUAAUGAAUGGAAGUUAUCUUUUCAACCAUACAAGUGUUCUUCUUUAUAAUGAUACUUGUCCCAGCAAAUGUUGGACGAGAACCAGUCGCUAUUUCACAAUGAUCUACCAAUAAAUGUUUAUCUAUA